AUGUUGGAUCCGUACUAUAUGCACCCCAGUGACAAUCCUGGGUUAGCCAUCGUCACUCCACCUCUCAACAACACCAACUUUCAUUCAUGGUCGCGAUCUCUAAAGCUUGCUCUCAUGUCCAAGAACAAAUUAGGGUUCAUUGAUGGAACCCUAACUCUCCCAGAUAUCACAAAUCCAAAUUUCGUCCUAUGGAACCGUUGCAACAACAUGGUCAUGGCAUGGAUCACAAAUUCAAUUGGCAAAGAAAUCUCGGAAAGUGUAUUCUGGAUUGACUCUGCCAAAGAAAUCUGGGAAGAACUCCAUGAAAGAUACCACCAAGGUGACAUCUUUCGCAUCUCUGACCUUCAAGAAGAGAUCUACGCCCAGAAACAAGGUGAACAAUUUGUUACUCAAUACUUCACCACCUUAAAAAAGUUAUGGCAAGAAUUCGAUAAUUUUCGCCCUUUACCUACUUGUCAAUGUGAACCUUCUUGCCAUUGUCAACUAUUACCCACCAUAAAAACUUAUAGGGAGAAUGACUAUGUUAUUCGCUUUCUUAAGGGUCUCAAUGACCAAUAUGCACCUGUUAGAUCCCAGAUUAUGCUUCUAAGUCCUCUCCCUAGUGUUAAUAAGGUGUUUUCUAUGCUUAUUCAACAAGAAAGACAGAUCUUUACACCUCUCCCUGAUGAAAAAAUCAUAGCUCAAAUUCAACAACCUUCUGCAAAAAAUCGUCCCAAUGAUCUCACCACUAAACCUUCUUAUAACCCUAAAACUAAAGGUUUGAAAAUAUGCACUUACUGCAAUAAACCUGGUCACACCAUAGAGGUUUGUUUCAAAAAACAUGGAUUUCCACCAUACCUUAAGAUAGCUAACAUAUCUAUGGCUUCCUCUGAUGAACCUGACACUGAAGCAAGCAACCCUGGUACUACUGAAGAUAACUCAGAAUGUAUUGGAUUCACUGCAGAACAACAAUGA
Vicia villosa (hairy vetch) is the source of this 954-nucleotide messenger RNA. RefSeq lists its product as uncharacterized. The record is from RefSeq and is a predicted model, not a curated record. The transcript has a single exon. The coding region runs from base 1 to 954 and encodes 317 amino acids. NCBI's taxonomy places the organism in Eukaryota, Viridiplantae, Streptophyta, Magnoliopsida, Fabales, Fabaceae.